Rubroshorea leprosula is the source of this 1565-nucleotide messenger RNA. NCBI's taxonomy places the organism in Eukaryota, Viridiplantae, Streptophyta, Magnoliopsida, Malvales, Dipterocarpaceae. The record is from the annotation of a GenBank genome assembly.
GUAUAUCCCAAAAGAAACAAAUGAGUGAAACUUGUGAAAGUCUACAUCUUUCACAAGUUCAGUCUCCCUAAUAUACCUCCUGUUGUUGGUUAAGUUCAACUGCCAUGGCCAAUCUCCUUCUCUUUCCUCUUCUAUUCCUAAGAUAAUUUGAACAGUGCAAAUCAGAAAACCUUAAUCACUACUCAAUUUCAUAAAACAAGUGGGAAGCGGCAUGCAGGGAGAUGGAAUUAAGUAAAUACACUAACCUUAAAACUGGGUCUGGGUCUAGUAACCGUGGCAAGAGAGAUAUCAUGAUUUGGAUCAUAACCAUAGUUGAGAGCAACAGGAUCCAAAGAGAGAGCUCCAAGCACCAACACAUCAACUCCUUCCUAGCUCCUACUGUAUUUGGCUAUGGCAGCAAGGUUCACAAAAACCAGAAGAAAUUGGAUGGAAUAGAUAGCAUUAGAUUGAAAAUUGGAAACUUACAUAGCAUUAAUCUGAGGCUUGUUACACUUAUGCAUCCAUCAGUUGUAGCUCUCAAACACCAACACAUCAACUCCUUCCUAGCUCCUGCCAUGUUCAGUUAUAGCAACAAGGUUUAUGAGCAACAAUGGGGAUUUUUGCAAAGAAAAUUGGAAAAGGGAGAAGUUGAAGAACAAGGGACUCAAUUGAAGAAAUCAAAAGUCGGGGGCCACCCCCCUGCAGUGAACCAGCGCCCCCUGCUCAGCGCCCCUAGCUCCAGCGCCCCUAGCUCCUGCACCCCUAGCUCCUGCACCCCUAGCUCCUGCGCCAGCCUUGUUUCCCGAACCAAAGCCCCUAGCCCCUGCGCCCGGCCUUGCUUCCUGCACCAGCCUUGCUCUGCAUCAGCUUCCUUGCUCUGCAUCAGCUCCCUUGCUCUGCACCAGAUCACCUGCACUCUGCACCAGCCAUCAUCGGCAAUAAUGCCCCUGCUGCUGCACGCCUACACCCCCCUGCUGCUGCACGCCUGCACCCCUGCAUGCCCGUGCCUUGCACUCUGCUACGCCUGCACUUGAUCCUGCACUCCUGCUUCUGUUAAAAAGCCGGAUCCUUUGCUUGCUUCGCGCCCUCUGCAUGCUGCUGCCAAUCCUGCACGCCUCUGCAACCCGAUCCUAUACCUGCUCUGUCACUCUAGAAGCCCUGAAAAAAAAAAAAAAAAAGGAGGGCUCGGUCCUUUGCUUUUCAAUCAGCAGAAAUCAACAAGUGGGUAUAAAUAGAGGGUUUUGGUUAGAAGGCUAUGGGGGGGGAUUUUGCUUGUUUGAAUGUAGUGUGGUGUUGACGGAGGAGAACAUUUUGUUGGAGGUCGACGGCGAUUGAAAGGGAGGCUUAUUUUUCUGUGUUUGUUUCCUGCUUAGGUAAUUUUCUAAACAGAGGAGUCCUUUUGGGGAGGCAGUGAAGGGAAUGAUCUGGGCUUGAUCUCGUGGGUGGGAUUCCCCAGAUCAGACUCCGAUCUGUUACCCAGAAAGCUCCACCAUGCUUGUUUCUUUUGACUUCUGUUCUGUGAUUUGCUCUUAUGAUGUUUAAGUUUGUACGUGUUUACUGAAAAUCAAUAAAAAAAAAAUUGUCCA